AUGUCGGGAAAUGCUUCUACCCUAGGCGCCUCCUCUGAUCUUUACUACAUCUCCAGUAUUGUCAUCCGCCUUGAUGAUACUUCGAAGAAGAAGAUUGAUUUUGCCGAGUUGAAGAUUGAUUCACAGCGAGAGGAGAUCCGUCACAGAUCGGAUCAAGACAGAGGCCUUAGUAAAGAUUUCGAUCCUGCCAUGAUUACUAAGAGGAAGCUGACAGUUGUCGUCACAAUACGACAGCUGCAGUCCACUAGCAGCAGUAUUUGCCCAAGAUUCCGGCUACUGGUAAUAGGAAAGCAUGUUUCUGAACACAGGCGUGGUGAAGCAGAUAUCGAAAAGGAAUUCGUUGCGCCAGAGAAUAAACGAUUUGUACUCCAUGAUAGUCAAGGGUUUGAAGCUGGCGAUAGCGAGAUUUUUACGACUGCAAAAACGUUCAUUAGCCGCCGACGCAAUGAACCCAAAUUGCAGGAUAGAAUCCACGCGGUCUGGCUUUGUCUCUCGAUACCUCAUGCGGAUGGACGCUUGCUUGAGAGUGGAGUAGAGGAAUUCCUCAAAUCGAGGAAGGAAAUACUAGGCGACAUUCCGAUCAUUGCUGUUUUCACCAAGCAUGAUGUUUUUAUCGACAAAUUGGAGUACGAAGCCACUGAAUCGGGAGAAUGUGACGAAACCGCGCUUGAGAAGCGUAAAGUUGACACUUUGAAUAAACUGUGUAUCCAGCCGCUUCAGGAAGCAGCCGGGAGGGACAUCCUCCACGCAACUGUCUCAAUGAACGAAGGUUACGAGGAUACUAUAAGAAAUCUGAUCGAUCUUACAACCACGAACGUCGAAACAUUCGUCGCCUCAGAAGCGGCAUUAGCAAUGAUGAUAGCCCAGCGAGUAGAUAUCGGUCUUAAAGUUAAGGCAUCAAUUGCCAUAGGCAAGAAAAGAUAUUGGAGAGGUCUCGCUUCGAGCAUGAACUUUGCAGGCUUUACCAUGCUGGACUGCUUGUCUGUGAUUCACAAGGAUAUCAUUGACGUUUGGAACUUCAACGACCCCCUCUGUCACUUGGUCAGUGACCGGUUCAAAGAACUGAUGCUAAAAGAUAUAGACAAGGUCGACCUUCCGCACACAGCGCAAGCUUUUGAAUUUGGCCUCUCCGUGGUCGCGACAAUUGCAUCGAUUUUGACCUCGCUAGCUAGUGGUCCGCUUCUACCAAUUGUUGUGCCACUUGCCACGGGGGUGGUUGUGGUUAAAUGGGCUUAUGAUACCUAUCAACGGACAAACGUUGUCUUGCGGCGGAUUAUGACGUACAUCGUGGAUUUAACAUGUAUCAUGCAGAUAUUGUUCCUGCUAGUACCGACGGGGCCUGUUUCUCGUCACAUCAUCAAGAUUGCCAUCGAAGGCUAUGGGAAGGCGUGCAAAGACAAUAUCCACUUGGCAAUUCAAUCCCACUGUAUGUCUGUCACUCGUAGCGGAGGGGACGAUGCGCUGGAGGAGAUUAUUAGGUUGAUCAACAACCAUUCUAUUAAGGCUGAAGAUGUCCAGAACCUGAGGACGAAGAUUGGGCGCGUGGAUUUGCGAGUAGACGAAGAGUGGUAG
This is a messenger RNA of Suillus bovinus, 1572 nucleotides long. RefSeq lists its product as uncharacterized. The coding region runs from base 1 to 1572 and encodes 523 amino acids. The record is from RefSeq and is a predicted model, not a curated record. The transcript is spliced from 13 exons. NCBI's taxonomy places the organism in Eukaryota, Fungi, Basidiomycota, Agaricomycetes, Boletales, Suillaceae.